Colletotrichum aenigma is the source of this 345-nucleotide messenger RNA. RefSeq lists its product as uncharacterized. Bases 1 to 345 code for a protein of 114 amino acids. NCBI's taxonomy places the organism in Eukaryota, Fungi, Ascomycota, Sordariomycetes, Glomerellales, Glomerellaceae. The transcript has a single exon. The record is from RefSeq and is a predicted model, not a curated record.
AUGGAGCACCCUGAAGACGCGGAGGAGGUGGAAACCAUGAGCAGCAUCGCCAUUCGUUGGAAUGUCACCAUGCCCAUGACUCGGGACAUCCUCACGGGCCAAGCCGAGCCCCUCCCGGCCGAGGAGAGCACUCCAUUUGACUACUUCACAGCCGUGGACCCGCGCCUCUUGGACCCCGAUGAGAGAGAGGAGCUGUUCAAGGUGACGGGCAUUGAGGAGGUGGCCACCCCGAAGAAGAAGAAGGGCAAGGUCGACAUGUCGAACCACUUCACCGAGCUUGAAGUGUUUGAUGCCAACCGGCCUAGGAUCACAGAAUCCUUUCUGAAGAUCCGCAAAGACGAGUAG